Messenger RNA from Scleropages formosus (Asian bonytongue), 2006 nucleotides. Its product is annotated as ras-related C3 botulinum toxin substrate 3. Bases 217 to 795 code for a protein of 192 amino acids. Gene Ontology annotation, biological process: small GTPase-mediated signal transduction. The transcript has 6 exons. NCBI's taxonomy places the organism in Eukaryota, Metazoa, Chordata, Actinopteri, Osteoglossiformes, Osteoglossidae. Gene Ontology annotation, molecular function: GTP binding; GTPase activity. The record is from RefSeq and is a predicted model, not a curated record.
UUGGUCUCCUGGCCCUUUAAAUGCGCUCGUGCUUUUCCGGCGGUUCCGAUCCCUGCGCUGCGGUGUGAGCGCGGACUGCACAGCCUCUCCUCCAUCUCCUCCUCCUCGUCGCCCCCCGCUCUCACACACAGACACACAGAGCCCUGAAACGCACGGCUCUCCCUUCCAGCCGCGUCCUCCGCGCUCCGUCUGCUGCCAGAGAACCACCCUCCGCAAAUGCAGGCCAUUAAAUGCGUCGUGGUCGGCGACGGUGCUGUGGGUAAGACCUGCUUGCUCAUCAGCUACACCACCAAUGCCUUCCCCGGAGAGUACAUCCCCACCGUGUUCGAUAACUACUCGGCCAACGUGAUGGUGGACGGUAAACCCGUCAACCUGGGGCUGUGGGACACAGCGGGACAGGAGGACUACGACCGCCUCAGACCCCUCUCCUACCCACAGACGGAUGUGUUCUUGAUAUGCUUCUCCCUGGUGAGUCCGGCUUCCUUCGAGAACGUCAGAGCAAAGUGGUACCCAGAGGUACGGCACCAUUGCCCCAACACCCCCAUCAUCCUGGUGGGCACCAAGCUGGACCUGAGGGAUGACAAGGACACUAUUGAGCGCCUCCGGGACAAGAAGCUGGCCCCCAUUACGUACCCCCAGGGUCUGGCCAUGGCCCGGGAGAUAGGGGCAGUGAAGUACCUGGAGUGCUCAGCCUUGACCCAGCGUGGCCUAAAGACGGUGUUCGAUGAGGCCAUCCGCGCAGUGCUCUGCCCUCCUCCCGUCAAAAAGCGUGGCAAGAAGUGCACCGUUUUCUGAGGGGCCCCUGGAGCUGCAGGGGCCAGUGUUUCUCGUAGGGGUGGGGGACACUUCAGCUACUACUUCAGUUACUGCAACAUAACAGUAAUCAGUUUUUCUUUGAGGGUAAAUCCCACUCUGUUCACAAGGUUACUUCAUACAUCGAAGCAAAGGGUUGGAAUGUGGUUAGAGUGCUAGGGAGGGAAGGGCAUUUGGGUGUAAAUGUAAGCCACCGUGUUUCGAGAACCGUCAAGGAACUGAAGAAUUUUGCCUUAACUGUUUUGAGACAUUAAUGAAAGGCACCGUUACAGGAGAGGAGACUGGCAGAACCUGGAUGUUCUAUAAAAGAAAAAUCACUAUUCGGUGUGUGUGUGUAUAUAUAUAUAGUUACCUUCAUAGGAAAGCCUUUGUCAUACUUUUGAGGGGAGGAGCAGAUGCAGACAAGUAAAAAGAACAAAACCUUUCAAUCCUUGCAGUCCUCAUUUGCUUUAAUUUGACAAGCUGUUUCUGGAGUUCAUUUAGUGGUACUGUUGCAGUGUGGACAUGCCUGUCUUGUAGCUUUUCAUUUUUAUACAUUGUUUGAAAGAUGUGAUAGUGUACAGUUAUGAAAAGCUUCCAUGGGGCUUGAACACGUCUUUCAGUUAAGUUGGAUCGCUUGACCGUGCGUGUUGAAGCUCUUCCAUCUUUCCAGGCAUAAUAAGCUUCUUAACUCAUACAUCAAGACAGCUCAAGGCCCUGUGUAUACAGGGGACCCCCCCACAUCAGUUCCUUCUAGGCAAGAAGAGGCCAUCUUUGCUCAUGCAAAUGUUUUAGCUGAAUUCUCAAUUAUUCUUUAAUGGUCACAGAGUACUUGAGCCUGUUUUGUUGGUUUCCAUAGUUUGUAACUUGUUUAAAGUGGUGCUCCACAGUGUAAGGAUUCCAUUAAGUUGCUGACUUUGUUGUAAAUUGGUGUCACAGUUGAUAUGCAUCCAUUGCCUUUAACAAGAUGCUUGAAUCCACAACUUGUAAACUACCCUUUAGGCUAGAAAGACAUGCACUCUGCUGAUGUCAACUCUUAGCUAAGCUGAUUUUUGAUAUCACCUGUCAGAUAUAAUUGGCUGGAACUGUACUAUUGUAGUUUAGUUUUAUGAGGGACUAGCAUGUCACAGACAACAUAAUUCAGCUGCAUAAUGUGACAUUUUAGGAUCUUGCAUUAGUUGCCAGACCUAAAUUUCCCUCCUUUAAAUCUUUGC